Messenger RNA from Penicillium oxalicum, 2571 nucleotides. Its product is annotated as Sin1 family protein. Bases 1 to 2571 code for a protein of 856 amino acids. The record is from RefSeq and is a predicted model, not a curated record. The transcript has 3 exons. Gene Ontology annotation, cellular component: TORC2 complex; cytoplasm; plasma membrane. Gene Ontology annotation, molecular function: phosphatidylinositol-4,5-bisphosphate binding. Gene Ontology annotation, biological process: TORC2 signaling. Lineage: Eukaryota; Fungi; Ascomycota; Eurotiomycetes; Eurotiales; Aspergillaceae.
AUGUCUCUCCUUCACAACGAAGAGAACCGCCAGACUUACCGUGGAACUAGCUUCACUAUCUGGCAGUUGCGCUCGACCUAUCUCUCUACUAUCAAGGAUGGUAUUGGAGACCGCUUGAUCAAUGUCAACAAUUCAGUUCUCAACACACCGGGUUUCCGCGCCGCGGGCUGGUCCACGGCGUCAUCAACAACCCACCAUGUGAAACGCACCCAUUCCCCCCCGAUCCCGACCACCGCGGCCGUCUCUUCGGAAUACUAUCGGCUAGCGGUGCGCGAUGCCAAUGCCGCGCGAAAUGAGCUUCAGGGUCUUGGCCUGGAGGACGGGGACGAUGAGGAAGGAGGCUUGGUGACCGGGAAGAACAACGUGGACGUCAUUGCGCGCCGUCAUCAUGGGCGAACUGGGAAGAAAAAGAGCAGACGUGAGAGACAAGAAGAAACGCUGCGUUCGGCCGAGAUGGAUGGAGAAGACAGCAGCGAUCUCAGUGAUGAAAGCGACGAAGAUGUUUCGAGCGCGGUGGACCAAAUCAAAUUCUCCAGAAUGCCUGUACGCCGGGACCGUGCCGGGUCUUCGCCAAUUCGCUCGGUUGAACAACGUGAGCGACCCGAGGUCAUGAUCACGUCGCCCUCAACUCAGAGCGUGAAUGGUCAUUAUCGGACUGGGUCUUUAGGCACUACAAUCUCACACAGAGAGCGAAGACCACGACGCGAUACCACCACAAGCAGUGACCUGUCUACGGACAACGAAGUCGAAGCUCAAGGUUUCAAACCUCCCCAGGUACAAUUCUCCAAUUCUGAUCAACUGAUGGAUCGCCCGCGGAGGCGGCGGGAACGUACGGGCAGUCGAGGAGCCGAUAGCAUCAUGCUUGAAGACCUGCACGAGCAAGACGAAGACUCGGGCGCUGAGUCGGUGGGUUCCGCCAUGUCAUCAGAUUUCGACGCUACUGCAGGUUCCGGUUCACUUCUGUUGACCGGAGUUGGUAUGACGGGCCCUCUGGACUCGUCAUCCCCCAUGGCUCUGAUGCACAAGCUCCCUAGUGGGACAGGGCCGAGUGCGAGCGCUUCGCCGCGCAAAUCCAGCAAGACUCCAGCCCCGAGUUUGCAAGACCUGCCCCCCGCACGACCAAUCAGCACAGUUCAACCAGUCAGUCUGUUGACCACACAGCUCAAGUCUCGCAAGCGAGCACCAAGCAAUCCCGUGGAGAAAUUCCAGGUUCUCUCGGGUAAAGGAUUGGAUGAUCCUCUGUAUUUGAAGAUCUACUUGCCGUUUUCAUCGGAUCCUGACGAGCCAAUGGACCUGCCUGUCAGCCGCGAAUCGAAGCUCAGUCUACACCCGGCACCGAUCACCGUGGCAGAGACGAUUGGAUUGGCUCUGUGGAAGUACUCCGAAGACUCGCGUGAACCUGCCAUCACCCGCACAAAGUUGACUGUGAACCGGUGGGCCCUUCGCAUGGUCGACGAUGGCGAGGUGGAGUAUGAUUUUCCCGCGUUGGGGCGCAAUCUUCCCGUGACAGACUUUACCUCCAACAACAAUCAAGCGGCCAAGGCGCGAGGGCGAAAUCGCGGCAAACCCUACGAUGAGUUCGCUCUGGUCGAGGCGAGCAACGCGGAAUUUGAGGAGAACGAACGGUUGUUCCCUCACUAUAGCCAAGCUAUCGAUGCCGAAGAUGCCGAAGAUCCCACGAGUGUGCCACCUGCCGGAAAUCCCUCAGGCCCGACCGUUGCGAUGAAGAAGAUGAUGGGUCGUAUCAACCCGAUCUUAGGCCAGCCGUUUUCGUCCGCGCUCAAUGAUAGCUCGCUGACCCCGGCAGAUCGACCUGCCGUACCAAUCUCGCAUGCGACACCUCGGCUUGGUGUCUCCAAGACGCUCAAGAUCCGCUAUGUCAAUCGAGAAGCGUCCGCCCACGUGAUGACCUACAACACGUCCUCGGACAGCUACAUCGCCGAGAUUCUGGAUUCGGUGUGCAAACGCUGGGGGUUGGACAAGGGCAACUAUCUAUUGAAGGUGAUGGGUUCCAACACGAUUGCACCUUUGGAUCGGACGGUGGAGGCCUUGGGAAACAUCACCGAGCUGGACCUCGUUCGUCGCCGAUUCGGGGUGGGCCCCUUGGCCCUCGGCGGCUCGCCAGGAAGCUCGUCGCCGAAUGCCCCUCUGAUGAUCGAUAGCAACAAUGCACCCACUGUCAAAAAGGGCAAGAAGACACCUCUUCCAUCAUCUCUCCAGAAACAAGAUCUCAUCGGGGGAUACUAUCGGCGCUACCACGUUUUCCGCAAACAGUCCAUGUCCUUUACUGCUUCGAACCAUUGCAUUUUGACAUUCGACAAUGACUACAUGCAUAUCAUGUCGGGCGACUCGGGCAAGACAGCCUCAAAUGGCAAGACGCGCUCUAUCAGCUUCAACGAAGUAGUGGGGUCCAAAGUCAGUCAUCGACAUCCAAAGAGUUUUCGAGUGGUGGUCUUGCGGGGCAACGAUGCUACGGAGCAGAAACGCUAUGAUUUUGAGGCGCGGAAUGCGCUGGAAGCCAUUGAAAUCGUGGAUGAGAUUAAGAAGAACAUGCAGCAAUAUCGCACGUAA